Temnothorax curvispinosus is the source of this 1415-nucleotide messenger RNA. RefSeq names its product protein FAM192A. The transcript has 5 exons. Bases 40 to 984 code for a protein of 314 amino acids. The record is from RefSeq and is a predicted model, not a curated record. Gene Ontology annotation, cellular component: nucleus. Lineage: Eukaryota; Metazoa; Arthropoda; Insecta; Hymenoptera; Formicidae.
CGAGUUUAUAAUUCUGUCAACGAAGUGCAGCGAUCGCGUAUGUCCUCGUUGAGUUUCUCUGGGCGGACUGAAAAACAUCAAAAAACAUUUGCAAGCGUUGUAGGUUGUUCUUCGCAAGUACGAUAUUUACAAGCAGCGAAAAUGAGCUCGGGCUUUAUAUCGGAAGCCGAAAUCGCCGAAGUACGGCAAAGGCGACAAGAGGAAUGGGACCGUGUACGGAGCGCUGAUCAGCCCAUAGAGGCUCCGGAGGAACCUUACGAUCCUAGAUCCUUGUACGAGAGAUUACAGGAACAGAAAAAUAAAAGGGACAUAGAAUAUGAAGAAGCUCACAAACUGAAAAAUAUGAUUAAGGGAUUAGAUGACGAUGAAGUAGAGUUUUUGGACUUGGUUGAUAGAAAAAAGAUGGAAGAAGAACGUAAAAAAAAUCUUGAAGAAGAGAAAGAAAUGCGUGAUUUUAAAGCCGCAGUUGCUUCUCUUCAAGAACAGAAAUUAAAUGAAAAGUUAAAACAAGAAUUGAAGAACCCGCCUGUCAGCAGUAAAAAUACUGCUUGUGGAAGUAGCCGCACUUCGCAGUUAAAGUUGCCCGCAGGCGUCGUCUUGAAACGACCUGACAAACAAAAACAAGGAGAAGCACUUACAGGAAUAAAAAGAAAAUUAUCUCCAUCCGAAGAUGACAUCGAUACCAGCAAAAAGAAAGAACUACAUACGUCUGGUAUGUCUGUGGCGGAUACCUCUCUUUCUAGUCCCGAGUCGAAUAAACAAAACGAUAAGACUAUACCAAAUCAAGUAAAUGUCAGUAACGAACAUAGCGGACUCAAAUGUAUCGGCAUAUUACCUGGUCUCGGAACGUAUGAUAACUCCAGUGACAGUGAUUGUAGCUCCGACACAGAUCAAGAAACCGAACCAAAUCCUUGCGUAUACGACAUGUUGGGUCGAAAAAGAAAAUCGUUGAAAGAGGAAUUAGCCAAUAAAGAAAAAAGCUGAAUGAUAUGUGUAAAUAUACAUAUAACAUACGUAUAUAUACAUGCCUGUAUGAAUGUAUGUAUGUAUGAAUGACGGGAUAACAUUUGUGAAUAUAGGAGAAGAGAAAUUUAUUGUACCGCAAUUUAUUACGUUCGAAACAUAUUACAUUAUUAUUUGGAUAUAUAUAUUCCUUCCAUUACAUCUAGCGAGAACAUCCCCGCCUAAUCUUAAUCUAUUUGUUAUACAAGUUUUAGAAUUUGGUCGUUAGUUUCAUAAUCAGUUUGAACAUUUCAUGUGUGUCGAUCUUAAUAGUCAUUGAUUAUUUAUUUUUUCAUAAUUUUAAAUUUUAUAAUGUAUAUAUGAUCCAAUUGUGGCGCAAUAGAGAGAUUGGUGUAAAAUGUAUUGUAAUAUUCGAUUCACCAAUCAAAUAAAUAAUUAUGAAAAUAAGAAUA